Rotaria sp. Silwood2 is the source of this 318-nucleotide messenger RNA. The record is from the annotation of a GenBank genome assembly. Lineage: Eukaryota; Metazoa; Rotifera; Eurotatoria; Philodinida; Philodinidae.
AUGAAUUUAUUAAAACAAUCAAAAUAUGUUGUAAAAGCAGUGAAACAACAUAGUCGAAUACGUGUAAUUUUUCUUCAGCACAACAUUCCUUCACUAAAAGACGGUAUAUUCAACCUUAUAACAGUUUUAGUGAAAGCUGAAUUUGCAAAAAACUCAUCUGGUGGAGCACUUCCAUCAGAUGCCGAUCAUGACUAUAGUAUUAAAUUAAUUCAGAGAAAACUAAAACCACCUUUAAAUGAUAAUGAUAUUAACGCUAUUCAUUAUUGGGCAAAGAAAAUUGCUCAGGUGUCAAUAAAAUUGCAUGAAAAUCCGAUGUGA